UUCUCGACAGCCACAUCCCCACCGCUCUCCUCUCCCCUUCUCCUCACCUCCAGCCCUCCUCUCCACUCAUCUGCUGCAACCCUCCAUCCAUCUGGAAGCCUGAGCAAAAUCAGUCAUUCAUUCUCCCCCCAAAUCAGCCCCAUUAUCAUGGACACCACAAGGAACACCCUCUCCAUCUCUGAGGCACUCUACCACCUGAUCGUCAUGAUGCUGACACUGGGCCAAGGCGUUCAUUCGAUGCCUGUCCCGACUGACGUCCCCAUGUGCACGGCCUCAGAAACAGCCCAGUACAAGCUAACGUUUUUCGGCAAGUGGAGCCAUGCAGCUUUCCCUAAACAGUAUCCUUUCUACCGCCCCCCUGCGCAGUGGUCAAACCUCAUUGGGGUGACCCACAGCUCUGACUACCACAUGUGGCAGCGUAAUGACUUUGCCAGCAAUGGAGUGAGGGAGUUUGCGGAGAAAGGCGAGGCCUGGACGCUCAUGAAGGAAGUCGAGGAGGCCGGCGAACGCAUUCAGAGUGUUUAUGGGAUCCUCUCCGCUCCCGCUGUUGGGGGCGGCACUGGCCAGAUGAAGACUGAGUUUGAGGUCUUCGCCAGGCACUCUUAUCUGUCUUUUAUCGUGCAUCUCGUUCCAAGCCCCGACUGGUUUGUGGGUGUGGAUAGCAUUGACCUGUGUGACGGCGACCAGUGGAAAGAAAAUGUGUUGCUGGAGCUUUUCCCGUACGAUGCGGGAACUGACAGCGGGUUCACCUUCUCUUCUCCCAACUUCGAGACCAUCCCACAGGACAAAAUCACACAGAUCACUUCUUCCUUCCCCAACCACCCUGCCAACUCCUUUUACUACCCCCGCCUGAAGCACCUGCCGCCCAUCGGCAAAGUAAUGCUGACCAAGAUAAAGAAAACCAAUCAGAUCAUCAGCCUGCCUGUGGAGCCCACUGACUCCAACCAACUGCCAACAGGAAACGAGAUAGAGGACACGCUCAUAAAUACCCCUCUGGACUGCGAGGUGUCAGUGUGGUCUCCUUGGGGCUUGUGCAAGAGCAAGUGUGGAGACUCAGGCCUGCAGCACCGCACACGCUACAUCAUCAUGCACCCAGCCAACAACGGAUUAGCCUGCCCCCUGCUGGAGGAAGAGAGGAAGUGCUUCCAGGACAACUGUUUAUGACUAAGCCAGGAAAGGAGGGAGAAGAAAGAGAGGAAGGAGAGGAGAGAGAAGAAAGAGAGGAAAGCCAGGAAAGGGAGGAAAGGACGAAGAUGGAGAAACAACAACAAAAGAUCGGCGGCGUAUUCACAUCGGGCAUAAAUGUGAAGAAGCGCCCUUAUUUUCUCCCUGGCUAUGCCCUGUCUGGGGAAAAUGACUCAUGUACUGGUUGACUGUUAAACUGUCUCAUCCUCAAGUCACAUUGAUACAUCUGACAGCACUAGAGAAGUGUAGUUUGGCAAAAUAGCUAUUAGACACCAAUUCAGUUUUGGCAGAUAAUCUAAAUUGACUAGGGAUCGCUCAACGCUGCAUUAGCCAAUAAACACAUUUACACAUCAUAAUUGGGUUUGAUUGGACAUUUCUGAAGAUCACAGCCAUUUGUUUGCCCAUAGAGGAUUAUAACUCCCAGGAGCGUCCAUACAGCAGAUUUGAAAAUGAAUCCAUAUAAAUGAUACUUAACAGAAAAUCCAAAUAAGCUCUGGCCCAGGGGAAAACACGACGCCUUAAUUGUUCUAUCAGCGUCAGACAUAGAGUUUAAUGUACGGUCCUCCCCACAUUCAAAACAUAGCGUUUAAAAAGAGACAUUGUGGUUGUUUUCCUGAAGACAAAGAAUAUAUUUAUUGACAGGAUUUUAACCUGUAGUGUACAGUAUAUCAAAUCUGAAAGUAAUAAAUUGUAUUCCUUUACGUUAUUGAGAUAUUAUUUCAUUUAUUUUG
Messenger RNA from Cottoperca gobio, 1916 nucleotides. RefSeq names its product spondin 2b, extracellular matrix protein (gene spon2b). The record is from RefSeq and is a predicted model, not a curated record. Gene Ontology annotation, biological process: cell adhesion. Gene Ontology annotation, cellular component: extracellular matrix. Lineage: Eukaryota; Metazoa; Chordata; Actinopteri; Perciformes; Bovichtidae.